Anoplopoma fimbria (sablefish) is the source of this 1407-nucleotide messenger RNA. It is a transcript of the gene gpr83, whose product is annotated as G protein-coupled receptor 83. The coding region runs from base 1 to 1407 and encodes 468 amino acids. Lineage: Eukaryota; Metazoa; Chordata; Actinopteri; Perciformes; Anoplopomatidae. Gene Ontology annotation, biological process: neuropeptide signaling pathway. The transcript is spliced from 4 exons. Gene Ontology annotation, cellular component: membrane. The record is from RefSeq and is a predicted model, not a curated record. Gene Ontology annotation, molecular function: neuropeptide Y receptor activity.
AUGAGAGCUGUGUGUGUUUGGUUGUGUGCGGUGCUCUGGAUGGGCACACUUGCAGCAGCGGGACACAGACUCAACGACUCCUCACUUCUGGGAGAGGGGAUGUUUUCUUACACCGGGCAUUUACUGAACGCCUCUGGCCAGUUGGAUAACCGGACUUCUGGAUUUUUCCUCCUGGACUUUGACGAGCUGAUGCUGGAGGACUGGCGCUCUCUGGCCAGUAAGACGCGCAGCGGUGUGGAGUCGCAGGACGGCGGAGUCAAGGCGCUGCUGGUGGCCGCCUACUCUCUGAUCAUUGUCAUCUCCUUGUUCGGGAACACUCUUGUCUGCCAUGUGGUGGUGAAAAACACACGCACCCUGUCCGCCACCAGCUUGUUUAUUAUGAACCUCGCUGUGGCUGAUAUCUUCAUCACGAUCCUCAAUACGCCAUUCACUCUGGUCCGAUUCGUGAACAGCACCUGGGUGUUUGGGAGGACAAUGUGUCACAUAAGUCGCUUUGUACAGUACUGCUCCCUGCACGUGUCCACCCUCACCCUCACAGCCAUCGCACUGGACCGUCGGCAGGUGAUUUUGCACCCUUUGAGACCUCGCAUGUCCCCGACACAAGGCGGGGUUUGGGUCGCUGUUAUAUGGAUAAUGGCCAGCUGCUUCUCCCUCCCUCAUGCGAUCUACCAAAAACUCUUGACUUUCACAUACAGUAAGGAAAAGGAGCGAAGGUUUUGUGUCCCCGACUUCCCAGAGCCAUCAGAUGUCUACUGGCAGUAUAUUGACCUCCUGACCUUCAUAUUGCUUUACAUGCUGCCACUCCUCAUCAUCUCCGCCUCCUACACCACAGUAGCCUGCCGGUUGUGGCGCCACAACACCAUCGGUGACACCACAACAGCUCAGCACGCCACCCAGAGAAGAAAGCGGCGGCGCACGUUGGCCAUGUUGCUGCUGGUGGUCGGGGUGUUUGCCGUCUGCUGGUUCCCACUCAACUGCUAUGUGGUGCUGCUGUCCAGCCAGGCCAUCCACUCCUCCAACGCCCUGUACUUCUGCUUUCACUGGCUGGCUAUGAGCUCCACCUGCUACAACCCUUUCAUCUACUGCUGUCUGAAUCCCGCCUUCCGCGAGGAGCUGAGGCUCCUCUUCGACAUGUGCAGGAGGAAACGGAGGGCGGUGGUCGGGUUGGAGCCAGAGCUCCGCCCCAUAGCUGCUCCUUGUCACAGGACUGCCUGGCCAGACAACCACGAGUCCUCUACGCCGAGGCAUGUGUUGUCACACAUGGGCCAAGCCUCCUCAAAGCAGAGCCAAGCCUCCUCCAGUCAAUCCAACACCCUUAAAGAUACACAUGUGCUCUUCACGGCCAGACAGGUCCUCACAGGGAAAAUUGACAUCCUCUCAGUGGAGCCCAUCGUGGCCGUGAGCUGA